Eucalyptus grandis is the source of this 1368-nucleotide messenger RNA. RefSeq lists its product as uncharacterized. The transcript has 5 exons. The record is from RefSeq and is a predicted model, not a curated record. The coding region runs from base 29 to 910 and encodes 293 amino acids. Gene Ontology annotation, biological process: female meiotic nuclear division; male meiotic nuclear division. Lineage: Eukaryota; Viridiplantae; Streptophyta; Magnoliopsida; Myrtales; Myrtaceae.
GACCCAAAUUCACUGGUGCAUCAUUUAAAUGGUGAUUGAGUUGGACAUGGGUACUAGCGACCCUCACUCUCUCUCUUACACUAGUAACACUAAUUUUAAUAGCCCGCACUGUUCUUCCCAAGGUUGGGAUCUCCAUAACCUUGGAGUUCUCAACGCAGACAUGUCUUUAGUCAUGGGCAGCACUCCGCCCUACCUCUCGGACUUGGAUUCGGAUCACGACCUCUCCACGGGCUAUCUCGAGGAUGCGUUGCUCGAGUUUGGCGACCGGUCGAAGCGGCGCCGACUCUCGUUCUGCGGUGAAGACUGGACCAGAGAAUUCAACGACCAUGCACUGGGCUACUGGAACUCGACUUGCAGAUGGGGUGUCGACGAGAAUUACAGUGGCAUGAGUGAAAUAACUAGUUUCACCAGAUUCUCAGAUGAAAUGGGGAGUUCCAGGAGCAGGACAAGCGAGGAGACGAAUUUUUUUCCUGAAGUCAAGACGCAAGAGGACGUCGUGUCGUCGCUGGAUUCCUCCUCGCCGUUCAAAGAGUCGUCACGGACCAAGUCUGGCUCUGACAAAGAAGUCCAAUUCGCUCUCGAUGCCAUGCCUUUAGCUGAAAAAGAAAUGGGUACAGGAUGCAGCGGUGAGAAGAGGAGGAGGCAGGAGAGGAUGGUGGUGACGAGGGUGGUGUACCCGUUCGCGGUGGUGAAGCCUGGCGGUGCCGACGGGGACGUGACGCUGAAUGACAUCAACGAGAGGCUGCUCAUGCCGCCGACUAGGCCGGUCAGGCACCCGGUCGGGGACUUCGCUUGUCGCCCCUGCGUGUCCCCUCAUGGUCCUGGCCUCUCCGGUAAAGCUGUAGUCGCUCUCACCCGACUCCACACUCAAGGACGAGGCACCAUCACCAUCAUUCGCACCAAAGGUUGAAUCGAUCAAUUAAAAAGAGAGUAAUGUUAGUUGUCGCUACCCAAAAACAAAAGUUGGGCAAAUAUUUCCGUCAUAGUAUCAAUUCUACUUUUUAAAAAUUUUCAAAGAUUCAUUCUCCAAAUUAAUUUACAAAGCGAUGUGCCAUUUUCUUGUCGAGUGCUUGAUGCGGCCUCCCGCUAGUUAGCUGCGUCGCUUUGUAAAUCGAUUUUGUGAAUUAGUCUUUAUAUAUCUAGCAUCGAUCUUUCUCUCGCCAAUAGGCAACCGGGCGGGAGAGAGAGGUAAACGAGAGCAUCUAAAACUUUUGGUCUGGCUUGAGUUGUGCUUGUACGGCUUGAUGUAAUGUAUAUACGACGUAAUGGUGAUGUAAUUUUUGUUUGCUAUUGUACAGUUUAUUUCAUGUGUGGCAUUUAGUAAUAUUAAGCUCGGCAUUAGCUGGAUUGCCAGGAAGUUUAUGUUCA